Molecule: messenger RNA, 2601 nt
Organism: Dictyostelium purpureum
Lineage: Eukaryota; Evosea; Eumycetozoa; Dictyosteliales; Dictyosteliaceae
Exons: 2
Coding region: 1-2601 (866 amino acids)
Source: RefSeq, a predicted model, not a curated record
AUGAUCAGAUUAUUUAAUAAUUUUAAAAAAUUAAAUGGUCUUGUCCAAACCAAAAUAUGCAUUAAUAAUCCACCAAUAAAUAAUAGAUUUCAAAUUAUAAAAAAAUCUUAUUGCACUCAAUUCCAACAAACAAACCAACAAAAUAUAAAUAAUAGUUUAGCAAUAGAUGAAAUUAAAAUUAAUAAUAAUUUAAAUACUAAUAGUAUUAAUAAUUUAAAUAAUAAUGAUAAACAUUAUUUAAACAAUAAUAAUAAUGAUAAUAAUAAUAGUAUCGAAAUUAACAAUAUAUUAAAAAUUAUUAAUAAUGACCCAGAAAAAGAAAAUAAUUUUUUUCAAUUAUUCAAACUAAUGAAGGCCAACAAUUUAAAUCAAGUUACUUUAUUAUCUGGUGAAAAUGUAUCAAUAGAACAGGUUUUAAUUAGGGAAAUUUCAAAUAAUAAAGAUAAUGGUAAGGAGGCAACCAUUGAAUUAGGUCUACUUCAAGCAGAUUUCUUGAUGGGAAAAGAUUUAUCCGAGGUAUCUCCACAAAUGUAUCGUAAUAGUAACGGAGAAUUAGGUUCUGUAAAUCUUACUCUUUUAGAACACUUGUGCUUUGUUUUAUCAAAGGAUCAAGAUAAUUCAAGAGCAUAUUUAAAACUUUCACAAUUUGUAAAGGCAUACAAUUUAUCAGGAAUCACUGUAAAUGGUAGUUUUUUCCCCCGAAAAAACAUUUUCUAUUUUGCAUAUUUGCUAAAUAGGGAUGCACAAUCUUUAUUUGACUUAAUGGACGAAAAUUACCCAAUAAAAACAAUUUUAAUACAAGGAGGUAAUAUCGACUUUCCUAUCGAGAUACAACGUCUUUUAAAAGACCAUCCUGAUUCAGUUACUUUUGAACACUACUCAAGACUAGCAAGCUCAUUAUCCCACAAUCAUCUCACUAUCGAUAUACCAACUGUCGAUAAGCCAGUAAAUAGAGUCGAUCUACAAAUCAUUGCCAUCAAUAAAUAUUUAGAACGAAAAGAGAUUUCAAACAACUAUUUUUCUCGUAUGCUUUACUACUUGUCUUGUUAUUUGGAAAGAUCUCAAAAGGUUCAAUUGUUGGGUAAAUCAUUUGAUACUACAUCGCUAUUAACAGAAUGUGUUAAUUUAAAUCCAAAUGCUCAUUAUUUAAAAUGCUUGGCCGAUAGAAUGGAAUCAACUCAAAAAGUUACAAUCAAAGGAAAAGAAUAUUCAAGAAUCGAAAUUAUCGAAGAUCUUUAUUUCACUAAUCAUAUAUUCACUACUGUCAAAAACCCAGCAAAUAUUAUUUCAAAAGAGGGUGGUUAUUAUUCAUUAUAUAGAUUUUAUCAUCUUGAUAACAUUGAAAAAUCAAAGCAUUAUUUAGAGCUUUAUACUAAAGAAAGAGAAAUUAAAAAAACAAAAAUAAUAGCAGUUUUAAAUGAUUUAAAUAAUACAGAUAGUAACGAAGCUUUAUAUCUCGAAUUAUAUCAUCUUUUGGGAAAAGAUGAAAAGGCCUCUAUAAAAGGUGAAUUAUUGGGUAAAAAGGAAUGUUUAAUGACCUCUAUAAAGAUCACUAUGACCAUGCAAAAAACAUAUAUAACAGGUUUAUUUCACGAAAUGGCCAAAUUUGUAGAAGAAGGUGAUACUUUAGAAUUAUUUGAUUUACAUUUUACCAAAUCAGAUUUAUUACUCAGGGAACAUAUACUUACCCAACUAAACGAAUCUUCAUUUGCUCUCUGUAUGGAAACUGAUAGAGGACUUGAACUAGAUAAAACAGUACCUGAAGAUCUUCAUUCCGAUUACGAUAGACAAUAUGCAAGAUUCAAUAUAUGUAUUAAUCAAUUUAUCUAUCAAUGUUCAGAAUAUAGUGAAGUAUAUUAUUCAAUUGGUAAAUUUUUAUCAAAUCACUUUUUAAAGACUCCAAGAGAAUUAUCAAAACUAAGAGAUGAUUUUGGUAACAUUCCCAAACAUUACUAUCUUACAACAAGAGAUUAUUUCAGAAAAUAUUUAGAGUAUUCAGAACCAAUUUUAAUUACAUUAGACAAUUUUAAAGGCUGGUACUCAUUGUCAUCUGAAAUGGGUUUCGAUAUCAAUGAUAAAGAGUUUGGUAGAACUAAAAGUAAUAUUUUAAAUGAAUUAAUUCAAUUAAACCCAAGCUUUUCAGGAAUAUACCACGAAUAUUCAAAGUCACUUUCAAAAAACACAGAUACCAUUCAAUUAACAACAAACAAUGGUAUUGAAACAUUAAAUAGAAUUCAAUUAUUAUUAAAAGGAAUAGAUUUAGAAAAUGGUAUCACAAUUUUAAAAUUCAAAAUGAUGGUCGACUUACUCCAAUGCUUAUCAGAUACAGAUUAUAAAGAAGUUAGCUUUUUAAAUGGCAGAACCGUCAAUAAACACAACUUAAUAUUAGAAACAAUCGAAGACUUUAGCCAUCUUUGCUUUUCUGAUCAAAUUCUAUCAUUUUUAUAUAAAGAGUUAUAUAACACUGUGGAUGAUGAUGAAGAAAUUGAAGUUUUGGGUAUGGUUUUUACAAAACAAACUUUAAAAAACUAUUAUUUAUCUUAUAAAUUUUAUGAUGUAAGAUACAAAUGUAAAAGUCUUUUUUUCAAUUUAUUUAAAUAA